GUCUCUCUUAUCUUAAUCUCUAAAAUCUCUCUUAUCUCUCUCUCUCUAUAUAUACACACACAUAAUACCCAAACGCUCUCAAUUAGGUUUUCUUCUACACUUGUUCUUCUUCAUUUGCUCUCUUCUUCAUCAAUCUCUCUCUUUUUGUAAACGGCGAUUUUAAAAUGGUUGAUGCAAAACAAGUUCGUUUCAUCAUCGGAGUUAUCGGAAAUGUUAUCUCCUUUGGUCUCUUUGCCGCACCAGCGAAGACUUUCUGGAGGAUCUUCAAGAAGAAAUCAGUGGAAGAGUUUUCGUAUGUGCCGUACGUAGCAACGGUGAUGAAUUGUAUGUUGUGGGUGUUUUACGGUCUCCCUGUGGUUCACAAAGACAGUAUUCUAGUUUCAACCAUUAAUGGUGUUGGGUUAGUUAUCGAACUUUUCUACGUUGGUGUCUACUUGAUGUACUGUGGUCACAAGAAGAACCAUCGAAGGAACAUUUUGGGAUUCUUAGCUCUUGAAGUUAUUUUGGUGGUGGCUAUCAUUCUUAUUACGCUCUUUGCGCUUAAGGGUGAUUUUGUUAAGCAAACAUUUGUUGGUGUGAUUUGCGAUGUCUUCAACAUUGCUAUGUAUGGAGCUCCUUCAUUGGCCAUUAUUAAAGUGGUAAAAACAAAGAGUGUUGAAUACAUGCCAUUCUUGUUGUCUUUGGUCUGUUUCGUUAAUGCUGGAAUUUGGACUACUUACUCGCUCAUCUUCAAGAUCGAUUACUACGUCCUCGCAAGUAAUGGGAUUGGAACCUUUUUGGCACUUUCUCAGUUGAUAGUGUACUUCAUGUACUAUAAGUCAACUCCAAAGGAGAAGACGGUGAAGCCAUCAGAAGUUGAGAUUUCUGCUACGGAGAGGGUUUAGGAGAAUUGUGCUUUGGAUUCUAUCUUCUUACGUACAUUUUACAUACACAAUUUGUGUGUAUGUUUAGGCUUUUGGGUUUUUAUGUUUGGUAGAAUUUUCCAAUCGUUUAGUUUCUGGAUUUUGAGGAUUCGUCUUGGUUCAUUUUCUUAAUACAUUUUUUAUGGUGUGAAACGCUUUGACGGAAAUCAUCAAGUUUUGGAUUUAUUCUAUUUAUGUUUUAGAUACAUUCUGUUUCUUUGUUCUUAUGUUCUUAUGUGUGGUGGACCUAGU
Molecule: messenger RNA, 1154 nt
Organism: Arabidopsis thaliana (thale cress)
Lineage: Eukaryota; Viridiplantae; Streptophyta; Magnoliopsida; Brassicales; Brassicaceae
Gene: SWEET8
Product: Nodulin MtN3 family protein
Exons: 6
Coding region: 165-884 (239 amino acids)
Biological process (GO): carbohydrate transmembrane transport; protein homooligomerization
Cellular component (GO): membrane; plasma membrane
Molecular function (GO): sugar transmembrane transporter activity
Source: RefSeq, marked reviewed